Molecule: messenger RNA, 7863 nt
Organism: Rhinolophus ferrumequinum (greater horseshoe bat)
Lineage: Eukaryota; Metazoa; Chordata; Mammalia; Chiroptera; Rhinolophidae
Gene: ABCA7
Product: ATP binding cassette subfamily A member 7
Exons: 46
Coding region: 504-7496 (2330 amino acids)
Biological process (GO): transmembrane transport; lipid transport
Cellular component (GO): intracellular membrane-bounded organelle; membrane
Molecular function (GO): ABC-type transporter activity; ATP hydrolysis activity; ATP binding
Source: RefSeq, a predicted model, not a curated record
CAAACUAAUGAUUUGAGGGCCUGGACAAGGGAUAGGGAAAGAGGCUGGGGCUCCUGGCUGGUUAGAAAGGUUGGGGCCUCAACACCACUGCCACCCCCACACUGACAGCUGGGGCUCCACCCAGCACUCUGUCAUUGAGCCUCAGGCGUUUGCUUGUGCCUUCACUCAGCUGGGAGUUCCCUCCCUGACAAACUCCUAUUCAUCUGAAAAGCCCCAACAGCAAAAACCCCUCCUUCCUCCAAGGAGCCCUCCCACACCACUCACCCUUCCCAGUGCCUUCAGAGCUGUGGAUCCACACCAUUGUUUCAUCUUCAACAUGAUCUUGUGAAACAUACCCAAUUUUGCGGAACAGGCAACCAAUCCUGAUAUUUUCCUGAAAAUCGUGGCGACCAUUAAGACCCAGGACUAUGAUCUUAGACUGUUGGGCCCCUGUGCCCCUUCUGCCAUCACCUGUAUCACUGGGCGCUGAAGAAUAGUUGAAGCCCCGUUUUCCUGACGGACAAAUGAAAGGUGAUAGGGCGAGUCUGGCUAGGUCCCUCGGGAGAGUGGAGAGAAAGGGACUUCCUACUACCGGAACUGCAUUGAAGGCGUCUAGGGAUCCUGGCGCCCCGCCACCUCAUGGUGAUGCAGCAAGAGGCGAGUGGAGCGGCCCCUUUAAGAAAACCGGCUCGGUGCAGCCCCGCUGUGACCCCACCCUGUCACUCGGCGUGCGGAGCUCCGGCUGGCCCGGUUUGGCCGUGCGUCCAGGAAUCCUGCUCGACGGGCUAGAGGAACGAGGUUCAGAGAGGGUCAGAGAGUUGCCCGCAGCCACACAGCAUGUCCUCAGCUUGACCCCUCCAUCCUAUCUCCUAUCCAUUCCUACCAUGGCCUUCUGGACGCAGUUGAUGGUGCUGCUUUGGAAGAAUUUUCUGUAUCGUAGGAGACAGCCGAUCCAGUUCCUGGUGGAAUUGUUUUGGCCUCUCUUUCUGUUCUUCAUCCUGGUGGCUGUCCGCCAUUCCCACCCCCCACUGGAGCAGCAUGAAUGCCACUUCCCCAAUAAGCCGCUGCCCUCAGCAGGCACCCUACCCUGGCUCCAGGGUCUCCUCUGUAAUGUGAACAACACCUGCUUCCCGCAGCGCACGCCCGGCGAGGAGCCUGGUGUCCUCAGCAACUUUAACAACACCCUGGUCUCCCGGCUCCUGGCUGAUGCCCGCAUUGUCCUGGGGGGCCCCAGUGCCCACAGGAUGCUGGCCAGCCUGGGGAAGUUGAUGCCUACACUAAGGGCUGCAGGCAGAGCAGACUGGCCUCAGUCGAGUGACCGGCCACAGGAGGGACCAUCCCUGACCACUGAGCUACUGGGGACAGUCUUGCGAGGGGAGUCCCUGAGGUCAGUGCUGGGCCAAGUCCAGGAGUCAGUGGAGGCAGCAGAGGACCUGGCCCAGGAGCUCCAGGGGCUGCCCAGCAUGGCAGAGCUGCGUGCACUGUUACGGAGACUCCGAGAGACAGGUGGUCCCCUGGAGGCAGUGUCAGAAGCCCUCUGCAGUGCCAGGGGGCCUAGUGUCCCUGGGGGGCCCUCUCUCAACUGGUAUGAGGCUAGCGACCUAAAGGAGUUGGUGGGGCAGGAGCCUGUCCUACCCGACAAUGGCCUGAGCCCUGCCUGCACUGAGUUCAUGGGGGCCCUGGACAUGCACCCACUGUCCCACCUGCUCUGGAGGCGCCUGAAGCCGCUAGUCCUGGGGAAACUGCUGUUUGCACCUGACACGCCCUUCACCCGGCAGCUCAUGGCCCAGGUGAACCAGACCUUCCAAGAGCUGGCUUUGUUGAAAGAUGUCCAGGAAGUGUGGGAGGUGCUGGGACCCCAGUUCUUCAACUUCAUGAAUGACAGUGCAAAUGUAGCCAUAUUGCAGAGGCUCCUGCAAAUUCAGGAUAAAGGAAAGAGGCAACCAGGACCGGGAGGCCAGAACCAGGUGAAGGUCCUUCGAGCCUUUCUGGAUCCCCACAAGGGUGGCCACAGCUGGCAGGAGGUGUAUGCUGAUGUGGGGCACCUGGUGGGCAUGCUUGGCCGUGCAAUGGAGUGUGUGACCCUGGACAAGCUGGAGGCAGUGCCUUCAGAGGCAGCUCUGGUGGAGCGGGCUCUGGAGCUGCUUGCUGAGCACCGCUUCUGGGCCGGUGUCGUCUUCUUGGGCUCCGAGGACCCUCCGGAGCCAGAACAUCCCCCAGGCCCCGGUCACGUGCGCAUCAAGAUACGCAUGGACAUAGACAACGUCAUCAGAACCAACAAGAUCCGGGACAGGUUCUGGGACCCCGGCCCUGCCGCUGACCCCCUGACAGACAUGCACUAUGUGUGGGGAGGCUUUGUGUACCUGCAGGACAUGCUGGAGCAUGCAGCCGUGCGAAUGCUGAGCGGCAGUGCUCCCCGCGCCGGCCUCUACCUACAGCAGAUACCCUACCCGUGCUACGUGGACGAUGCGUUCCUGCGAGUGCUGAGCCGGUCCCUGCCACUCUUCCUGACGCUGGCCUGGAUCUACUCUGUGGCGCUGACGGUGAAGGCUGUGGUUCGCGAGAAGGAGACACAGCUGCGCUACAUGAUGCGUACUAUGGGGCUCAGUGGUGCUGUGCUAUGGCUGGGCUGGUUCCUCAGCUGCCUUGGGCCCUUCCUUCUCAGCACUGUGCUGCUCGUGCUGGUACUCAAGCUCGGGGACAUUCUCCCCUACAGCCAUCCAGUUGUGCUCUUCCUGUUCUUGGCUUCCUUCGCUGUGGCCACAGUGGUCCAAAGCUUCUUGCUGAGCACCUUCUUCUCCCAUGCCAAUCUGUCGGCCGCUUGUGGAGGCCUCAUCUACUUCGUGCUGUAUCUGCCCUAUGUGCUGUGCGUGGCCUGGAGAGACCAGCUACCUGCAGGCGUCCGCGUGGCCGCGAGUCUUCUGUCACCGGUGGCCUUUGGCUUCGGCUGUGAGAGCCUGGCGCUGCUAGAGGAGCAAGGCGAGGGCGUGCAGUGGCACAACAUGGGCACCAGGCCUGCGGUUGAUGUCUUCAGCCUGGCCCAGGUCUCGGGCCUUCUACUGCUGGACGCCAUGCUCUAUGGCCUCUCCACUUGGUAUCUGGAGGCCGUGUGCCCAGGCCAGUAUGGGAUCCCGGAACCAUGGGACUUUCCGUUCCGGAGGAGCUACUGGUUUGGGCCUAGACCCCCUAAGGGAACCACCCUGCCUCCAGACCGAAAGGACCCAAAGGAGCUGGUGGAAGAGGCUCCACCUGGCCUGAUUCCAGGGGUCUCCAUACGGGGCCUGGAAAAGCACUUUCCUGGCAACCCGACACCUGCCCUGCGUGGGCUCAGCCUGGAUUUCUACCAGAGCCACAUCACUGCCUUCCUGGGCCAUAACGGUGCUGGCAAGACAACCACACUGUCCAUCCUGAGUGGCCUUUAUCCACCCACUGGUGGAUCUGCCUGUGUCCUGGGCCAUGACAUCCGGUCCAGCAUGGCGUCCAUCCGGCCCCACCUGGGCAUCUGUCCCCAGUACAACAUGCUGUUUGACAUGCUGACCGUGGAUGAGCACCUCUGGUUCUAUGGCCGGUUGAAGGGCCUGAGUGCAGCUGCCAUUGGCCCAGAGCAGGACCGGCUGUUGCAGGACGUGGGGCUUGUCCCUAAGCGGCAUGCACAGACACGCCACCUCUCUGGUGGGAUGCAGCGGAAGCUUUCAGUGGCCAUUGCCUUUGUGGGUGGCUCCCAGGUCGUUAUCCUGGAUGAGCCUACAGCUGGAGUGGACCCUGCUUCCCGUCGCAAAAUUUGGGAACUGCUGCUCAAAUACCGGAAAGGUUGCACAGUGAUUCUUUCCACCCACCACCUGGAUGAGGCGGAGCUCUUAGGAGACCGUGUGGCAGUGGUGGCAGGUGGCCGCUUAUGUUGCUGUGGCUCCCCACUCUUCCUGCGUCGUCACUUGGGAUCCGGCUACUACCUGACAUUGGUAAAGGGUGCCAAGCCCCUGGCUGCCAGCACAAAGGGUGACACUGACUUGGAGGACAGCGUGGAUGCCGGGCAGGAGAGGGAGCCAGGCAGCCAGGGUACAUGGGCCGGUGUACCCCAGCUGCUGGCCAUGGUGCAGCAUCAGGUUCCUGGGGCACGGCUGGUCAAGGAUCUGCCCCACGAGCUGGUGCUGGUGUUGCCCUAUGGGGGCGCCCUAGAUGGCAGCUUCACCCAGCUCUUCCAUGAGCUGGACCAGCAUCUGGGGGAGCUGGGGCUAGCCAGCUACGGGAUCUCCGACACCAGCCUCGAGGAGAUCUUCCUGAAGGUGGUAGAAGACCGUGCUGUGGACACAGACCCAGAGUGUGCAGCCGCAGCUGGCAGCCGCAGGCAGCACCCGUGCACGGGCAUUACUCACCCAGAUGUGACUACACGGCUCAAAAUUCUGCCCAAGGAGUCAGCCCUGGAGAAUGGAGAGCCGGUCGGGUCUGCCCCAGAGACACAGGCCCAGAGACACAGGCAGGGCUCAGGGCCCAAUGCCACGGGCCGGGUAGUGGGCUGGGCGCUGACCUGCCAACAGCUCCGGGCCCUGCUACUGAAGCGCUUUCUGCUCGCCCGCCGCAGCCGCCGUGGCCUGUUUGCACAGAUUGUGCUGCCUGCACUGUUUGUGGGCCUGGCGCUGGUGUUCAGCCUCAUCGUGCCUCCUUUUGGGUACUACCCGGCUCUGCGGCUUAGUCCCAGCAUGUACGGUGCCCAGAUGUCUUUCUUCAGUGAGGAUGCCCCAGGGGACCCCGAGCAUGCCCGCCUGCUGGAGGCGCUGCUGGAAGAGGCAGGAUUGAAGGACCCCUACCUGCAGAAUAGUUCCCAGAGGGCACCUGAGUGCACACAGCCCACUGUCUGCUGGUUCUCGGUUCCUGAGCUUCCCGCCGACGUGGCCAAGAUCUUGGCCAGUGGCAACUGGACCCUGGAGUCUCCAUCCCCUGCCUGCCAGUGCAGCCGGCCUGGUGCCCGCCUCCUGCUGCCCGACUGCCCUGCUGCAGCUGGUGGCCCCCCACCACCCCAGGCGCUGACCAGCUCAGGCGAAGUUGUGCAGAAUCUGACAGGCCGGAACCUAUCCGACUUCCUGGUCAAGACCUACCCACGCCUGGUGCACCAGGGCCUGAAGACUAAGAAAUGGGUGAAUGAGGUUAGGUAUGGGGGCUUCUCCCUGGGGGGCCGAGACACAGGCCUGCCCUCAGGGCAUGAGGUGGGCCGCUCACUGGAGGAGCUGCGUGUGCUGCUGAGCCCCCAGUCUGGUGGGGCGUUUGACCGUGUCUUGAACAACCUCACAAAGUGGGCUCAUGGUCUGGACGCGCAGGACAGCCUCAAGAUCUGGUUCAACAACAAGGGCUGGCACGCCAUGGUUGCCUUUGUCAACCGAGCCAACAAUGCCCUCCUACACGCCCGCCUGCCCCCAGGCCCUGCCAGCGGUGCCUACAGCAUCACCACACUCAACCACCCUCUGAACCUCACCAAGGAGCAGCUGUCUGAGACCAUGCUGAUGGCCUCCUCUGUGGACGUGCUUGUCUCCAUCUGCGUGGUGUUUGCCAUGUCCUUCGUUCCGGCCAGCUUCACCCUUGUCCUCACCGAGGAGCGCGUCACCCGAGCCAAACACCUGCAGUUCAUGGGCGGCCUGUCCCCCACACUCUACUGGCUUGGCAACUUUCUCUGGGACAUGGUGCAGGGACUGCCCAGAGGGGUGGGGGCCCAGUCACCACUUGCCACUGCCCCUUCUGGCCCCUUUCUGGGCAGGGACUUGUCCAGGAUGGCCAGGUGUAACUACUUGGUGCCAGCAUGCAUUGUGGUGCUCAUCUUUCUGGUGUUCCAGCAGAGGGCGUACGUGGCCCCUGCCAACCUGCCCACCCUUCUACUGUUGCUGCUACUGUAUGGCUGGUCAAUCACGCCGCUCAUGUACCCAGCCUCCUUCUUCUUCUCCGUGCCCAGCACAGCCUACGUGGUGCUCACCUGCAUCAACCUCUUUAUUGGCAUUAAUGGCAGCAUGGCCACCUUUGUGCUUGAGCUCUUCUCUGAUCAGAAGCUGCAGAAGGUGAGCUGGAUCCUAAAACAGGUCUUCCUUAUCUUCCCCCACUUCUGCCUGGGUCGGGGGCUCAUCGACAUGGUGCGGAACCAGGCCAUGGCUGAUGCCUUUGAGCGCUUCGGAGACAGGCAAUUCCAGUCACCCCUGCGCUGGGAGGUGGUCGGCAAGAACCUCUUGGCCAUGGUGGUACAGGGGCCCCUCUUCCUCCUCUUCACACUCCUGCUGCAACACCGCACACACCUCCUGCCACAGUCAGUGGGGACCAGGGCAGUGUGGCAGAGGCCGGGGUCUGGCUUUGGGCCCACUGUUGUAUCUGUCCUUAGACCCAAGCUGAAGCUGCUGCCCUCCCUGGGGGAGGAGGAUGAGGAUGUGGCCCGUGAGCGGGAACGUGUGGUCCGAGGGGCCACCCAGGGAGACGUGUUGGUACUGCGGGACCUGACCAAGGUGUACCCUGGGCAGAAGACACCAGCUGUCAACCGCCUGUGUCUGGGGAUCCCCCCUGGUGAGUGUUUCGGGCUGCUGGGCGUGAAUGGAGCAGGGAAGACAUCCACAUUUCGCAUGGUGACUGGGGACUCACUGCCUAGUGGGGGUGAGACCAUACUGGCAGGCCACAGCAUGACCCAGGAACCAGUCGCUGCACACUGCCACAUGGGUUACUGCCCUCAGUCGGAUGCCAUUUUCGAGCUGCUGACUGGCCGCGAGCACCUGGAGCUGUUUGCACGCCUGCGUGGUGUCCGGGAGGCCGAGGUUGCCCAGACAGCGAGCCUGGGCCUGGCACACCUAGGGCUCCGGCAGUACGCUGACUGGCCUGCGGGCACCUACAGCGUCGGCAACAAGCGGAAGCUGGCAACAGCUGUGGCUCUGGUGGGGGACCCGCCAGUGGUCUUUCUGGAUGAGCCGACCACCGGCAUGGACCCUGGUUCACGGCGCUUCCUCUGGAACAGCUUGCAGGCCAUGGUGCAGGAGGGCCGCUCUGUGGUGCUCACAUCGCAUAGCAUGGAGGAGUGUGAGGCGCUCUGCACGCGCUUGGCCAUCAUGGUGAACGGGCGGUUCCGCUGCCUGGGGAGCCCCCAGCACCUCAAGGGCAGAUUUGGUGCUGGCCACAUGCUGACCGUGCGGGUGCCCGCAACGAACUCUCAGCCUGCAGCAGCCUUUGUGGCAGCAGUGUUCCCAGGGGCCCAGCUACGAGAAGCGCAUGGCGGCCGCCUACGCUUCCAGCUGCCCACGGGAGGGCGCUGCACCCUGGCACAUGUCUUUGGGGAACUGGCCACACAAGGGGCAGAACACGGCAUGGAGGACUUCUCAGUGAGCCAGACCACACUGGAGGAGGUAUUCCUGUACUUCUCUGAGGACCAGGGGAAGGAGGAGGAGGACGAAGACCAGCAGGAGGCAGGAGUGGGGGUGGACCCCAGGCCAGGCCUGCAGGGUCCCAAACUCAUCACCAGGUUCCUGGCCAACCCCAGCAUGGCAGAGACAGUGCUGUGAGCCCGCUCCUCUGUGGGGCUGGUGGGAGGCCCUGGGUUUGACAAAGGCAGGACAGAUGGCCCAGAGUUAGCUCCCAGUCUCCCAGAGGGCCCACUGCCCUGGAGGAAAUAAAGCCGUUGUGGGGGCAGCCGGAUGGCUCAGUUGAUUAGAGUGCGAGCUCUUAACAACAGGGUUGCCGAUUCCCUCAUGAGCCAGUGAGCUGCAUCCUCCACAACUAGAUUGAAGACAACACGGUGGCUCAGCUGGGGAGAGCAUGAGUUCUCAACAACAAGGUUGCCGGUUCAGUUCCCGCAUGGGGAAUGGGAUGGUGGGCUGCGCCCUUGCAACUAAGAUUGACAACGGUGACUGAAUUUGGAGCUCAGCUGCG